AUGCUACACGCAACUGCGCAAUGUUUUCUCCUACCGGCAUUGGCUGCUUUGGAGGUGCACAAGCGAUGGAAAUGGUCUCGAAAAACGAUGAUUUGGCUGGCGAUUUUCCACUACGUUUCCAUAAAUACGGUGAUACAGUGUGUUAUAUAUUCGCUACCCAUCGAGUGCACCCCUGAUUCGUUGAUGAUCAAAAGUAUUAUCGGGAAGUUCCCCAACUUCUCAUUCCUCACUCAAAUUCCGGACGUUUGCGUGACAGGGGCUGCCCCGAUGUGGCCACCGUAUAUCCAGUUUUCCGGGAUUUUCACAGGUUUAACGUUGGCCGCGUGUAUGAUUUGUUAUGUUGCAACAGUGUGUCUGUAUGGAAUCUGGCACACACUGUCCCUCCUGCGACACAGCAAUAAUUCUAUGAGCGAGAAGACACGGAUGAUGCAUAAGCAAUACUUUAAGGUUUUGUAUAUCGGAAUGUCCAUCCCGGCGGCAUCUCUAGGCGUGCCUUACGUCGCUUUGGAAUAUAUUUUAAAUUUUGGUGUAAUAUUUCCACAAGGCGUAAACAAUCUUCUGGUCGGUUUCCACGCGGCGCACAGUACGCUCGCCUCGAUCGCAAUUUUCUUGCUCACCCCAUCGUAUCGGAACUAUGUUUUUGGGGUUUCCAGCGCGCAGAGACACUACACUACUGCCCCAUCGAUUACGAGAGUCCGCCCCGAUAGUGAAGCUGUUUUUCGGGCGGAAAUUAACGAAAAU
This is a messenger RNA of Mesorhabditis spiculigera, 741 nucleotides long. NCBI's taxonomy places the organism in Eukaryota, Metazoa, Nematoda, Chromadorea, Rhabditida, Rhabditidae. The record is from the annotation of a GenBank genome assembly.